Messenger RNA from Magnolia sinica, 1701 nucleotides. RefSeq lists its product as uncharacterized. The transcript is spliced from 14 exons. Bases 200 to 1387 code for a protein of 395 amino acids. The record is from RefSeq and is a predicted model, not a curated record. NCBI's taxonomy places the organism in Eukaryota, Viridiplantae, Streptophyta, Magnoliopsida, Magnoliales, Magnoliaceae.
GUUUGCGCCUGGGGUUUUAGCUGAUACACGGAGCUGAGAGAGAGAGAGAGAGAGAGAGAGAGAGAGCAGAAAAACCCUUCUUUCAUACGCUCAACCUUUUAGAACCUUAUAGAAUAUUCCAGAACAUUCGAUUGCAGGCAGACGAAGACCGAUGGUGGAAGCAUUCUCAUCUCCUUGACAAGGGAUCAUCUCCACAUCCAUGGCUCUUCCUCUCGGGAAGCUCACCAUCCUCGUGGGAGCAGGUCUACUUGGGUCCGUGCUUGCACAAGAAGGGGGUGUCUCAAAAGUGUCUGAUUUCUUCUCUGGUGCUUUCAAGAUUGCUUUCAAGCACAUUCAGCAAGAUGAUUCUCCAAAAACUGCCAAGAAACCAAAUGAUUCUUUGCUGUUGGCUCAGGUUAAUAGCCUACGGCAGGAGCUGCAAUUGCUGGCAUCAUCCAGAUCAGUUACAAUUAUAACUGGAAGUAGAUCAGGUGCUACGACUUAUGGCGUGCCAGUUGUCGUCGUCGUUGUUGUUGGAUAUGGAUAUAUAUGGUGGAAGGGUUGGAAGCUUUCUGAUUUGAUGUUUGCAACACGACGUAGCUUAUCUGAUGCUUGCACAACUGUAGCUAAGCAACUCGAGCAAGUUCAUUCAUCUAUAUCGGAUGCUAGGAAGCAGCUAUCUGCCAGAAUUAAUCAUGUGGAUAGUAAUUUAGAUGAGUGUAAAGAGCUUACUGCUGCGACCAGAGAUGAGGUUUCUGAACUGCAUGGUGACUUGAGGGGAUUUAGCGUCGAUGUUGAAUCUGUCCAUCGUGCAGUCCAAACUCUGGAGACAAAAAUUGGUCGAAUUGAAGAGAAACAGGAUCUGACAAAUCUAGGAGUUCAUCGCUUGUGUGGGUUUGUAAAGCAAUUAGAGGAAAGCAAAAGUGCAGAGCGUGUUCAGGCAAACCAAACUUCAUCCUUUUCCAACUUAUUUUCAUCGUGCACAUUGAUUCUUGAUGCCCAUUUCCCCCCUUUUUCUGACUCUCUAAUUCUGCAGGCAAUACCGUCCAGUUCUUCCAGGCCGGCUCUUGAACUUCCACAAAUAUCCCCCACAUCUAGGAUUGGAUCCUUGCCCCCUACGCCACGGAUCACUCUAGCAAUUGAACCAUCAUCUCCAUCUGCUUCCAACCAAACUCCAAUGGUUUCCCGACCUCUCCAAGCAGCUUCCUCAGCUUCAGGACUAAAGGAUCUGCAAGGAAUUUCAAGUUUGAUCCGGGCAACAUCGGAUCCUGUAGCUCCAAACACAACCCCUGAAAUGGCAGAACCGAACGGAGAUGGAUCUUCUAGUUCCAGCCGGUUUGGAUGGAAGCUGCCCAUCCUAAAUGCAGGUUUCCUAUCAAGAACCCGCAGCGCUACAUAUUCCAAAUAGCUCACAAGGCCCAUUUCCCCUUCCGAAUUUGCUGAUGUUGCAUGGGGUUCUGCACCCUAUUUCGGUGCACAAGCCAUCAGAAGUUUUUCUUUUUCUUUUUUUUAAAAUGCCCCCACUCUUAUCAAAGAGCAGUGCUCAGGUACAUAAACAACAGUGUAAUAAUAAGGGACUUUGGAGCACUGGAAUUUUUGUAGAUUUUGCAAUACGUGAUCAUACAACCGAUGGACAACAUAGAGCAUCCGGAUAGAGCAAAAUGUUACAUAAUUUUAUUUAGAAGGGUCAGUUAAUGAAAUUUUGGGUGGGGUUUAAAUGGA